Molecule: messenger RNA, 1194 nt
Organism: Aphanomyces astaci
Lineage: Eukaryota; Oomycota; Saprolegniomycetes; Saprolegniales; Verrucalvaceae
Exons: 4
Coding region: 47-1021 (324 amino acids)
Cellular component (GO): cytoplasm
Molecular function (GO): glutathione transferase activity
Source: RefSeq, a predicted model, not a curated record
CGACCGUUCGCUAUGGCUCAGUUUGCACUUUGAUCCGCCACACAGGAUGGCGACGUCGACAUCAACCCCUCCGGGCGCGUCCUCCAUCUAUAAGUGGGCUAGCCAAGCCGACGGCGAGUUCAAGCGCCAAGUUUCUUCUUUCCGCAACUGGAUUGGAACCGACAAGUUCCCGGCCGAGAAGGGGCGUUACCACCUGUACGUGUCGCUGGCGUGUCCGUGGGCCCACCGGACGCUGAUUGUCCGGGCGCUGAAGGGUCUUGACCAUGUGAUUGGGUACACAGUGGUGGACUACCUCAUGGGGAAGGACGGGUGGCACUUCAGCUCCCCCGAGGACACCCCAGGCUGUAACUUGGACCCGUUCAACCAUGCAAAGUACGUGCGGGAGUUGUACUUCAAGGCCGAGCCAGAAUACACGGGUCGGUUCACGGUGCCGAUUCUGUGGGAUCUCAAGACACACACGAUCGUGAACAACGAAUCCAGCGAGAUCAUCCGCAUGUUGAACGCCCAGUUCAAUGCGUUGGCCACGCAUCCCACGCUCGACUUGGCGCCGGCGGCGCUGCUGUCGGACAUCGACGCCAUCAACGAAUGGAUUUACCAUGAUAUUAACAACGGCGUGUACAAAGCGGGGUUUGCCACCAAGCAGGACGCGUAUGAGAAGAACGUCGUGGCGUUGUUCGCGGCAUUAGACCGGGUUGAAGCGCACUUGGAUGGCAGAGUGUGGUUGGUCCAGGAUCAGUUGACCGAGGCGGAUAUUCGGCUGUUCACGACCAUUGUACGGUUUGAUCCAGUGUACCAUGGCCACUUCAAGUGCAACCUGAAAACGAUUUCGUCCGAUUACCCCAAUUUGCUCCAACACGCUCGUCGCUUGUUCCAAUUGCCGGGGGUGGCGGCCACCGUGGACAUGACCCAUAUCAAGCGCCAUUACUAUAUGAGCCACAUUCAAAUCAACCCGACGGCUGUGGUGCCGUUGUGGAACGGCCCGGACCUAGCUCAUCCCAAGGUCGAGAGCAAGAUCCAGUAGUUACCAAGCCAUCAAGCAUCUAUCUACUCGCUGCCUCCGAGUGAUACUAAUAUGACUCUGAACAGUGAUUAUGUACGACGCUAAAACCAAUGAAAACUGUGUUUGUUUUACAUUAAGAACGAAUGGAGUAGUAGUACUACAUCGUAAAUACUUCAAUAUACAUUCCUGUCCGA